Messenger RNA from Cynara cardunculus var. scolymus (artichoke), 3077 nucleotides. RefSeq names its product DNA mismatch repair protein PMS1. Bases 45 to 2843 code for a protein of 932 amino acids. The transcript is spliced from 11 exons. Gene Ontology annotation, biological process: mismatch repair. The record is from RefSeq and is a predicted model, not a curated record. NCBI's taxonomy places the organism in Eukaryota, Viridiplantae, Streptophyta, Magnoliopsida, Asterales, Asteraceae. Gene Ontology annotation, cellular component: MutLalpha complex. Gene Ontology annotation, molecular function: ATP-dependent DNA damage sensor activity; mismatched DNA binding; ATP hydrolysis activity.
UUGAAUUCAUGAUUGUGUAACAAUCAACCCGAACAGUUGUUUCAAUGGAAGGCGAUGGAUCGGCCAURACUUCUCCAUCGAUUAAACCAAUAAACAAGAGCGCUGUCCACCGAAUCUGCUCAGGCCAAGUGAUUUUGGACCUCCCCUCCGCCGUUAAGGAACUGGUCGAGAACAGCUUGGACGCCGGCGCCUCCAGCAUUGAGGUUGUYUUAAAAGAUUACGGCGAAGAAUCGUUUCAGGUCAUUGACAAUGGCUGUGGCAUUUCGCCAAACAAUUUCAAGGUUCUAGCACUUAAGCAUCAUACGUCGAAAUUAACGGAUUUUCCUGAUCUUCAAUCGUUGACGACUUUCGGSUUCAGAGGGGAAGCUCUUAGUUCUCUGUGUAACUUAGGAGAUUUAACAGUUGAAACAAGAGCGAAGAGCGAGAAAGUUGCGACACACUUGACUUUUGACCAUUCUGGUUUGCUUACCGACGAGAAGAAGACGGCACGCCAAGUUGGCACCACCGUUACUGUGAAGAAGUUGUUCUCCAACUUGCCCGUGCGAAGCAAAGAGUUCCACCGCAACAUUCGUAAGGAGUUUGGAAAGUUGAUCACUCUACUGAAUGCCUAUGCUCUUACUGCAAAAGGGGUUCGAAUGGUUUGUACGAAUACAACUGGAAGAAAUAAAACGUCUGUUGUACUUAAAACACAGGGAAGUGGCUCCCUCAAAAAUAAUAUCAUUACGGUGUUUGGCGUGAGCACUUUUACCUGCUUAGAGCCUGUGAAUUUAUGUAUWUCAGAUGAUUGGAAGGUGGAAGGGUUUCUUUCUAAGCCUGGCAAUGGUAGUGGACGAAAUUUAGGUGACAGACAAUAUUUUUUCGUAAAUGGUCGACCUGUUGACAUGCCAAAAGUAAGCAAGCUUGUGAAUGAGUUGUAUAGAUGUGCAAAUUCAAAGCAAUAUCCAAUGGCAAUCAUGAAUUUUGUUGUUCCGACUAGGGUGUGUGAUGUCAAUGUGACCCCAGACAAAAGAAAAAUCUUUUUCUCCGAUGAAGGCUCAUUGCUGAAAUCCUUAAGAGAAGCUUUAGUGAAGAUCUAUUCCCCAGAACAUGUUAGCUUCACGGUACAGAGCUCUGAGGAGCUCAGUCUGGAAGGAAACAACUCCAAGUUGUGUUCUCAUCAUGAUAAGUCUUUUUCACAGUUUUCACUAAAGCAAGCAUCACCAAAUGGCAGUGAUAGUAAAAGAGAAGCAUACGGUGAGAAGCAACUUACUGAAAUAAGCAGUGUUGUGAAUGAAGGUGAACAGACCUUGAGAUCCUCAUCGGCUGUUAAUUUAAUCGAUGUUGAUGAUUACAGUUUAUCGAAGAGAGACUUUACACUUAAAUUUCAUGGCAUGAAGAAAGCUGAUACCUUUUCUGGGAGCUAUAGUAGGAAGCAUACAAUUGUAAGUAGCAAUGCUACAAACGAUCGGCAGGCGCCAUUAUACAACUCAACCAUGCAGAAGAACGUUGCAGAAGGAACAGAAUCGCCGUGUUCUUCAGGUGCUGUUCAGUCACUGCUUACAACAUUUGUUACUGUGAACAAGAGGAAGCAUGAAAGCAUCAGCAAUACUUUAUCCGAGGUCCCUGUUCUUAGAAAUGGACCUACCCUUCGUCAAUCAGUUAAUCAAAAUUUUAAUUUGCAUUCUAAAUAUGCAAAAUCUCCACWGAACAAUCAUAUGGUUGAUGACUCUGAAGUUGAGAGGAAUGAGUCAAAGCCUUCCAAUYGUACUCUGUUGGAUGAACACUAUGACGAUUUAGACGUCAUUCCUUCGACAAUCAUAAAAAAUUCAGGACAACUUGAAGAGCUUCUUAUGCAGAACAAAAUAACAUUAGAGAAACCUGCACCUGUUGCAAAAUCAGUACUUGAUGCCUCAUCUCCCAAAAAAAUCAAUGAGGCACCAGAAGUAUUAAAUCUGUCUAGUCCACUACAUUCUYCUCAGCCAGCUUCAGAUGCACCAGUGCCUUCUCAUGCAAAGAUGUGUUAUACCGUGAAGUUUAGUUUUGAGGAAUUAAAGAAGAGGAGGCAGCAAAAACUUUCAGCAUUACAAGCUAGCAAAAAUACCCCUGGAAAAUCGAAGACUAAAGGAUGCUAUGCUGCUGCAACAUUAGAGCUUUCUCAAGCAGUAAAAGAGGAUGCUAAGGCAAGAGCUUUAUCUGCGGCAACAAUGGAAUUGGAAAAGCUAUUCAAGAAGGAAGAUUUUGGCCGCAUGAAGGUUAUCGGGCAAUUCAAUCUUGGAUUUAUCAUUGGCAAGUUGGAUCAAGACCUUUUUGUCGUGGAUCAGCAUGCUGCGGAUGAGAAAUACAAUUAUGAGCGUUUGUCACAAUUCACCACCUUGAACCAACAACCUUUGUUGAGGCCACUGUUGUUGGAAUUAUCUCCCCAAGAAGAAAUARCCGUCUCGAUGCACAUGGAUAUUAUCAGGAAAAAUGGGUUUUCAUUGGAAGAGGAUGUCGAUGCUCCUCCUGGUCGCCGUUAUAGAUUAAAAGGUGUUCCCUUCAGUAAGAACAUAACUUUUGGCGUUGCAGACGUGAAAGAACUCAUAUCUAUCCUGGCYGAUGGCGAAGGAGAAUGCUCGAUGAUGGGUGCUUAUAAGAUGGACACUGCUGAUUCAGUCUGCCCCCCAAGAGUACGUGCAAUGCUAGCGUCGCGUGCCUGCAGAUCAUCCGUAAUGGUUGGAGAUCCACUUGGAAGAAACGAGAUGCAAAAGAUAGUUGAACAUUUGAUGGGUCUAAGAUCCCCAUGGAAUUGUCCACAUGGUAGACCGACAAUGCGUCACUUGGUGGACUUGGCAUCUGUUCCUAAACYGUCCAACUAUGAAGACUGAAGCCUUGUGAUGUACAUGCGCAUUCUUGGUUUAGUGGUAGGAUCAAUUAAUGGUCUCAGAUUUUGAAUCAUCCAUGGAAGUGAAGUCUAGUUUUAUGAUUUUGAAUUUUUUUCCCCGUGAGUUGUUACAUUACAUGUAUAGUUUGUAAUUAAGGUUGUAGAUAUUUGAAGUGAAGUUGGAUAGCCUUGGAAAAUUGGUUAAUCUUCUUAAUAUAAAUACAUAUUGGAUGACUAA